This is a messenger RNA of Helianthus annuus (common sunflower), 1562 nucleotides long. Its product is annotated as 26S proteasome regulatory subunit 4 homolog A. Gene Ontology annotation, molecular function: proteasome-activating activity; ATP binding; ATP hydrolysis activity. The record is from RefSeq and is a predicted model, not a curated record. NCBI's taxonomy places the organism in Eukaryota, Viridiplantae, Streptophyta, Magnoliopsida, Asterales, Asteraceae. Gene Ontology annotation, cellular component: proteasome regulatory particle, base subcomplex. The transcript has 6 exons. The coding region runs from base 80 to 1417 and encodes 445 amino acids. Gene Ontology annotation, biological process: proteasome-mediated ubiquitin-dependent protein catabolic process.
AGAAAGAUAACUCUGAAAACCUACAAAGCCUUCAAACCCUCAAUUCCAGAUCCCACAUUCCUCAUCUCCACACACAACCAUGGGUCAAGGAACUCCAGGCGGCAUGAACCGGCAAGGUCCACCGGGCGACCGGAACAACUCCGGCGACAAAAAGGACAAAAAGUUCGAACCUCCGGCACCACCGGCACGAAUCGGCCGGAAACAGCGAAAACAAAAGGGACCAGAAGCAGCAUCAAGGCUACCAACAGUAACACCACAUUCAAAGUGCAGGUUACGGUUGUUAAAGCUCGAACGAAUAAAGGAUUACUUGUUAAUGGAGGAAGAGUUUGUGGCGAAUCAGGAGCGGCUGAAGCCUCAAGAGGAGAAGAGUGAAGAGGAUAGGAGUAAGGUUGAUGAUCUACGUGGAUCGCCGAUGAGUGUUGGGAAUUUGGAAGAGUUGAUUGAUGAGAAUCAUGCGAUUGUUUCGUCGUCAGUUGGACCGGAGUAUUAUGUAGGGAUAUUGUCGUUUGUUGAUAAGGAUCAGCUUGAGCCUGGAUGUGCUAUUUUGAUGCAUAAUAAGAUUCUUUCGGUUGUUGGACUUCUUCAAGACGAUGUGGACCCCAUGGUCUCUGUGAUGAAAGUUGAGAAGGCGCCUUUAGAGUCUUAUGCUGAUAUUGGUGGGCUAGAUGCCCAAAUACAAGAAAUCAAGGAGGCAGUUGAGCUUCCUUUAACUCACCCUGAAUUAUAUGAAGACAUCGGUAUCAAACCCCCAAAGGGCGUUAUACUUUACGGAGAACCAGGAACAGGCAAGACAUUGCUUGCAAAGGCUGUGGCAAACUCCACAUCAGCAACAUUCUUACGUGUUGUCGGAAGUGAGUUGAUUCAAAAGUACCUUGGGGAUGGUCCUAAAUUGGUUAGAGAACUCUUUAGGGUUGCUGAUGACCUGUCUCCAUCUAUUGUUUUCAUUGAUGAGAUUGACGCUGUUGGUACAAAGAGAUACGAUGCUCACUCUGGUGGUGAACGUGAAAUUCAAAGGACUAUGUUGGAGUUAUUGAACCAGUUGGAUGGUUUUGAUUCGAGAGGUGAUGUUAAGGUGAUACUUGCAACUAACAAAAUUGAAAGUCUUGAUCCGGCUUUGCUUCGACCUGGUCGUAUUGAUAGGAAGAUAGAAUUCCCACUUCCUGACAUUAAAACAAGAAGGCGUAUAUUCCAGAUACACACAUCAAGAAUGACCCUAGCUGAUGAUGUUAACUUGGAAGAAUUUGUUAUGACUAAAGACGAGUUUUCUGGAGCUGAUAUUAAGGCCAUUUGUACUGAGGCUGGAUUGCUUGCUUUGAGAGAACGCAGGAUGAAGGUGACACAUGCAGAUUUUAAGAAAGCAAAAGACAAGGUUAUGUUCAAAAAGAAAGAGGGCGUACCGGAAGGGCUCUAUAUGUAAAAACACUCGUAUUUUAGGCAUAUGCCUCAGCCUCCCUGCAACUUUCAUUAGUUUUUAUUCAGUCUGUUCAGACGCGUUAAUUUGUACGUGUAAGUUUGUUUUUCUUCAUUGCCUUGGAAGUAUUUAACUAUGUUAUUUUUCUGUC